AUGCUAAUAAAAGACAAAUCAAAUAUUAAAGAAUCAAAGAAGCAUUAUAUUAAAAAAAAAAUUACGAAUACAGAGUUACAUUCUAAUAGUGCAAGCGAAUAUCAAAUAAAAACAUGGUUUAACUCACCAUAUCCAGGUAGUUCAGGAGAUUUGAAGUCAAGUUUACUUUAUGUUUGCAAUAAAUGCUUUAAGUAUUCUACUAAUGGAUUCUUAAUAGCUAAUCAUGAAGUAAUUUGUUUUUCACUGAAAUCACAAGGAAAGGUUAUUUUCAAAAAUGCAUCAUUAAAAAUCAAAGAAUUAGACGGAAAACAACAUAAGUUAACCUGUCAAUGUCUUUCUUUAUUUGCAAAGCUUUUUCUUGAAAAUAAAUCAAUAUGUUAUGAUGUAGAGAAUUUUUUGUUCUAUGUUCUUACAAGAACGAACAAGAAUAUGGAAGAAACAGUUGGUUUUUUCUCUAAAGAGAAACUUUCUUGGGAUGAAUAUAACCUUGCAUGUAUAUUAAUAUUCCCGCCGUAUCAGAGACAUGGUUAUGGAAAAGUUUUAAUCGCUUUAUCAUAUGAACUCUCAAAAGCAGAAAGGAAAUGGGGAUCACCAGAAAAACCUCUUUCUAAUCUUGGCUUUAUUAGCUAUUUAUCAUACUGGACUCACUCGAUUGUUACGUUCUUAUUGCGAAAUACAACCGAUAAAUCACAUAAUUUUUCAAUUCGAGAAAUUUGCGAAAAAACAGCAAUAAGACCAAAAGACGUCAUAUACGCAUUAAAAACAUUAAAUAUACUUGAAAACUGGAAUUCUUCUCAAAAUAAAUUUAUAAUCUCAUAUGAAAGUUUAAAAUCAUUUGUAGAAAAAAAUAAUAUAGAUCUUAAACCUAUAAUUCCUGAUACGGCUAUUUUACGUUCGCAGCAAUAA
This is a messenger RNA of Pneumocystis murina B123, 906 nucleotides long. RefSeq lists its product as hypothetical. The record is from RefSeq and is a predicted model, not a curated record. Lineage: Eukaryota; Fungi; Ascomycota; Pneumocystomycetes; Pneumocystales; Pneumocystaceae. The transcript is spliced from 5 exons. Gene Ontology annotation, biological process: regulation of DNA-templated transcription. Gene Ontology annotation, molecular function: histone acetyltransferase activity. Bases 1 to 906 code for a protein of 301 amino acids.